Blastomyces gilchristii SLH14081 is the source of this 1439-nucleotide messenger RNA. Its product is annotated as SNF7 family protein. NCBI's taxonomy places the organism in Eukaryota, Fungi, Ascomycota, Eurotiomycetes, Onygenales, Ajellomycetaceae. The record is from RefSeq and is a predicted model, not a curated record. Bases 183 to 650 code for a protein of 155 amino acids. The transcript is spliced from 2 exons.
GUAGUGGAUGACAAAGAUAUUACCUAAGUGCGACUCCGGACGACGUCGAUCCAACCAAGUGGAAGUUGCCUAUAUCUAUCAAUCUCUCAGGGCUAUGUUUGCGAACAAGAACAGAAUAUCAACUUCCCAGAACAAACAACAUAAGAAGAUCCUCCCUGUACAGAAGAUAUAGCUCUUCCAAUAUGCCUCCCGUAGACCCCUUAAUGAAGGCCUUGAUGGAGGUCAAGAUGCUCGCCUCCCGCUCGCGCAAGGAAGCCGAAAAAGCCAACAAAACCCGCCUAUCCGAAGAAAACAAAGCCUCCCGCGCCAUGAAAAACCGCGAAUUCCAAAUCGCCCAGAUCCACUCCCAAUCCGCCGUGCGCGAGCACCACCGCUACGUCUCCCUGCGCGCCGAAGCCGCCGAGGCCGAAGUCCUCGUCAACGACCUCAAAGCCGCCUACAGCACGCGCGAGCGCGGCGCGCUCGCUCGCCUACGCCUCCAAGGCGCUCGAGGGCGCCUCGCGUACCAUCAACCUGGAGCGCGUGCUGGUCACCGCCAACUCGUUCCUGGAGCGCAGCCAGGAUUUCAAGAUUGCGAGCUCGGCGAUCCGCGAUGUGUCGCAGGGGGUGCAGGAGCAGAGCUUGGGCGGGGAGGGGAAGGAGGAGGUUGAGCGGCUGAUGCAGAAGUUGGCGGAUGAGGCCGGGGUGGAUAUGCGGGAGCAUUUGGAGGCGAAUGCGGCGCCGGCGGGGGAGGUGGGGGCGCGCGAGGGGGCGGGGAAGCAGAGGGAGGAGGAGGAUGGGUUGGAUGCGAGGUUGAGGGCGUUGAGGGCGUAGAAUUAUUUCACUCCCUUUACUGUCUCUCUUUUUUUUCUUUUUUUUUUUUUUUUUUUUUUUUUUUUUUUUUUUGCCGUUUAUUACUUCUGCUUGCGCUGGUUCCGCUCGGGGUAUCUGUUUAUUACCCCGUCUCGCUCAGCGUCCUCCUCGCUUACCCUUUCCGUUCUCCUCGACAGUCUGUUGUCCACCCUCCCUGGUGUACCUACCUGGGUGUUUCAAAAGCCACCAUCGAUCCGUCGCCCCCCCUUCCAUUUCCAUGUCUAGAUUGCCGAUUACCAAAAUCUCCCAGGCCAUCUCAUCCCACGUUAACGUACCCUUAGAGUACGUACGGACGUUGUUACGUUGUUACGAUUUACCCUGACGACCAAACAUGCGUCCUAGCCAUUGCAUACCGCUCCCCCACUUUUUCGCGUCCCUUCGCCCUAUCCUGUCCUGCAAACUAAAUUCCAUGUAUUUCCUACCUUAUGCUCUGUUUUCCAUAUUCUUCGGUGUUUUUUUAUUAUGAUUUUUUGUUCUUUUUUACAGGGUGCUUAUCACAGGCGAUUUUUAUUUUGCGUUCCAUGGUUUGUGCAGCUUUCUUUUGCUUUCCCUCUUUUUCUUUUCUUUUCUUUUCUUUUUUUUUUUUC